Messenger RNA from Mesoplodon densirostris (Blainville's beaked whale), 3611 nucleotides. RefSeq names its product NIMA related kinase 8 (gene NEK8). The transcript is spliced from 17 exons. Gene Ontology annotation, molecular function: ATP binding; protein kinase activity. Gene Ontology annotation, biological process: protein phosphorylation. The record is from RefSeq and is a predicted model, not a curated record. Lineage: Eukaryota; Metazoa; Chordata; Mammalia; Artiodactyla; Ziphiidae. Bases 870 to 3050 code for a protein of 726 amino acids.
GCGCCCAGGAGCAGCGGCAGGGCGGGGAACAGCAUUGGGGGCAUGCUGGCCCUCCCUGCCUCUGUCUGUCCGCCCUCUAGGUGGCCUCCUCCGGCCGUUCGGGAAAGGGGCUCCCUCUCGGGCCGGUCCACCCCGGACGCCUCUGCUGCCGGCCGCCGGCCUCACACACACGGUUUCGGCGGAGACCUCUAGGCCCCUUCGCUCCUCCAGUUCCCUCCCCAACGGCCUCUGCCCCCGCCCCCUUCCCGCCCCGCCCGCCUGUCCCCGCCCCUCGGGCGCCACUGCAGCGCGGAGGGCGCGAGCCCCAUUUCCCGGGGCCCCCUCUGGCGCCUCGAGGAUCCCGCGGACUUCGGGCAAAAUGGGCUGUCCUGGGGGCGCCGCCAUCGAGCCACCCCUCGCUGGCAGCUCCCGACUGCCGACGGAGUCCCACUUCGCUCGCUUGGCCUCGUUAACCCGCAUAACCACUUUCCCCAGGGGUCCCGGCUCCCCUUCCUGGGCGGGUACUGAGAUAACUCUCUCUCCCCUCCCUCAACUCCUCUGUGGGCAGAACUAAGCGAGGCCCGUCACAACCCACGUCCUUAAUCCCUGGUUCUGGGGACCAGCCGUUGCCCCGCUUCGGACUCUGAUCUCCGCCCGGACCUUGUACCCCUGGAUCACUAGCUUCUUCGAGCCCAAGACGAACACGUUUACCUGCCUCUACCUCGUCCCGCACCGAGGCAGCUUUGUCCGACAGCCACAGCGGCCUGAGCCAGACUGAGGGUCCCUCAUGAGGGGCCCUUCCAGUGGUCAUUCCACGUGGGAUUGUUCAUCUGUGCCUUCGCAAGGCUGACCAGAAGCUGGUGAUCAUCAAGCAGAUCCCAGUGGAACAGAUGACCAAGGAGGAGAGGCAGGCAGCCCAGAAUGAGUGCCAGGUCCUCAAGCUGCUCAACCACCCCAAUGUCAUUGAGUACUACGAGAACUUCCUGGAGGACAAGGCGCUCAUGAUCGCCAUGGAAUAUGCACCAGGUGGCACCCUGGCUGAGUUCAUCCAGAAGCGCUGUAAUUCCCUGCUGGAGGAGGAGACCAUCCUGCACUUCUUUGUGCAGAUCCUGCUGGCGCUGCAUCACGUGCACACCCACCUCAUCCUGCACCGGGACCUCAAGACCCAAAACAUCCUUCUAGACAAACACCGCAUGGUCGUCAAGAUUGGUGACUUCGGCAUCUCCAAGAUCCUUAGCAGCAAGAGCAAGGCCUAUACGGUGGUGGGUACUCCAUGCUACAUUUCCCCUGAACUGUGUGAGGGCAAGCCCUACAACCAGAAGAGUGACAUCUGGGCCCUGGGCUGUGUUCUGUAUGAGCUGGCCAGCCUCAAGAGGGCCUUUGAGGCUGCGAACCUGCCAGCGCUGGUGCUGAAGAUCAUGAGCGGCACCUUUGCGCCCAUCUCUGACCGGUACAGCCCUGAGCUGCGCCAGCUGGUUCUGAGUCUUCUCAGCCUGGAGCCUGCACAGCGGCCACCGCUCAGCCACAUCAUGGCGCAGCCACUCUGCAUCCGGGCGCUCCUCAACCUCCACACCGACCUGGGCAGCGUCCGCAUGCGGAGGGCAGAGAAACCCCUGGCCACCGGGCCACCCAUGGCCCCCGGCAGCACAGGGGGCAGGACCACCAGUGGCCGUUGCAGAGGUGUCCCCCGGGGACCUGCCCGGCCGGCCAUUCCGCCGCCGCUGUCAUCGGUGUACACGUGGGGUGGCGGGCUCAGUGUGCCGCUGCGGCUGCCAAUGCUCAACACAGAGGUGGUCCAGGUGGCAGCGGGGCGCACGCAGAAGGCUGGCGUCACGCGCUCCGGGCGCCUCAUACUUUGGGAGGCCCCGCCCCUAGGCGCUGGAGGGGGCCCCCUCCUCCCUGGGGCGGUGGAGCAGCAGCAGCCCCAGUUCGUCUCCCGUUUCCUGGAGGGCCAGUCGGGUGUGACUAUCAAGCAUGUGGCCUGUGGGGACCUCUUCACGGCCUGCCUGACUGACCGAGGCAUCAUCAUGACCUUUGGCAGUGGCAGCAAUGGGUGCCUAGGCCAUGGCAGCCUCAAUGACAUCAGCCAGCCCACCAUUGUGGAGGCCCUGCUGGGCUAUGAGAUGGUGCAGGUGGCCUGUGGGGCGUCUCAUGUGCUGGCCUUGUCCACUGAGCGGGAACUAUUUGCCUGGGGCCGCGGAGAUGGUGGCCGGCUGGGACUAGGCACCAGGGAGUCCCACAGCUGCCCCCAGCAGGUACCCAUGCCCUCAGGACAGGAAGCCCAGCGGGUUGUAUGUGGCAUUGACUCCUCCAUGAUCCUCACUGUGCCCGGCCAAGCCCUGGCCUGUGGGAGCAACAGGUUCAACAAGCUGGGCCUGGAUCAUCUCUCCCUAGGGGAGGAGCCUGCCCCACACCAGCAAGUGGAGGAGGCCCUGAGCUUCACACCACUAGGGUCUGCACCCCUGGACCGGGAGCCCCUGCUGAGCGUGGACCUGGGCACUGCUCAUUCAGCUGCUGUAACUGCCUGUGGUGACUGCUAUACAUUCGGCAGCAAUCAGCAUGGGCAGUUGGGUACCAUCGCUUGCCGGGUCAGCCGGGUACCUUGUCAAGUCCAGGGCCUCCAGGGAAUCAAGAUAGCAAUGGUGGCCUGUGGGGAUGCCUUCACUGUGGCCAUUGGGGCAGAAAGUGAAGUGUACUCUUGGGGCAAAGGGGCCCGAGGUCGACUGGGAAGGAGGGAUGAGGAUGCUGGACUCCCUAGGCCAGUGCAGCUGGAUGAGACACACCCCUACACAGUAACUUCUGUGUCCUGUUGCCAUGGAAACACUCUCCUGGCUAUCCGCCGGCCCAAAUGCGUUCUUUCUCCUCCAACCCUCAAGUCCAGCGGUCACAGACGAGCCAGUCCCCCCUUGAGGCACCUGGAUACACCUCUGGACGACCCUGAUACCGCUUCUCCUGUAAAUGUUCUUGAAAAGUACAGGUGCCUCAGGCCUGACCAGCCCCCUGGAUUGUAUCAUCAAUGGGGUAUAAGAACCAGUAAAGCCCCUGCUCUGCCUUUGGCCCUGGCUAUGUAAAACUCAACCCACCCUAUUCCCCCAACAUCCCUCUUUCCCCUCCCCACCCCUUCUUAUCUUUAGUCAACGUCCCCAGGGUUCAGCCUGGCUAGAGUUGGAGACCAGAUGUAACUUUCGGAAGCAGGGAGGUCUCCAGAGCCUCUGCAGAAAAAGGCUGGAGGUCGCUGUGGCUCCACCUAGACGCUGCCCCUCCCCCAGCCCAGUUAGAAAAUAAGUCGCUGGUGUCUGCUGGGAGCGCAGCUCAGUGCUUUGGAGGAAGGCAAGCUGGGGCCUGCCUGUUCUGGCCAUUCCAGAGGCCUAGCCCCUGCAUUGCCUGGGGCAGGGAGGUCCCAGGAGCGCUACCACCCGCCCCCACUCCUAUAUCCCGAGGCACGGGUUUACACAAUCUGAGCGCCUCCCUUCCCCGGGGGGAGUGCAUGGGCUGCGGUAUGCUGUAGAGGACAGCCCUGCUGAAGCUUGCCCUUCACCCCAUGCCAUUCCCCCAAAGCACGUUGGGAGAAAGGGUAGCUGGCUGGACCAGACUAGUUUCCCAGAUGACUGGGAAGUAGCGCCAAUAAAAAA